Odobenus rosmarus divergens (Pacific walrus) is the source of this 1029-nucleotide messenger RNA. RefSeq names its product proteasome (prosome, macropain) activator subunit 1 (PA28 alpha) (gene PSME1). Lineage: Eukaryota; Metazoa; Chordata; Mammalia; Carnivora; Odobenidae. Gene Ontology annotation, biological process: positive regulation of endopeptidase activity; regulation of G1/S transition of mitotic cell cycle; regulation of proteasomal protein catabolic process. The transcript has 11 exons. The coding region runs from base 135 to 884 and encodes 249 amino acids. Gene Ontology annotation, cellular component: cytoplasm; nucleoplasm; proteasome activator complex. The record is from RefSeq and is a predicted model, not a curated record. Gene Ontology annotation, molecular function: endopeptidase activator activity.
CUGGCCCCGCCCCCUCCAGUACCUCGGCUCCCCGGCUACCCAGGAAGGCCGUGCGGGUGGCGAGCGCUGCUUUCGCUUUCCCUUCCCGGUACACACUCCGCUUCUCGUGCGGCGCUAGGCCCCCAGCCCCGGCCAUGGCCACGCUUAGGGUCCAGCCUGAAGCCCAAGCCAAGGUGGAUGUGUUCCGUGAAGACCUGUGUACCAAGACAGAGAACCUGCUGGGGAGCUACUUCCCCAAGAAGAUUUCUGAGUUGGAUGCAUUUUUAAAGGAGCCGGCUCUCAAUGAAGCCGACCUGAGCAAUCUGAAGGCCCCGUUGGACAUCCCAGUGCCUGAUCCAGUCAAGGAGAAAGAGAAAGAGGAACGGAAGAAACAGCAGGAGAAGGAAGACAAAGAUGAAAAGAAGAAAGGGGAAGACGAAGACAAAGGUCCUCCCUGUGGCCCAGUGAACUGCAAUGAGAAGAUCGUGGUCCUCCUUCAGCGUCUAAAGCCUGAGAUCAAGGAUGUCAUUGAGCAGCUCAACCUGGUCACCACCUGGUUGCAGCUGCAGAUACCUCGGAUUGAGGAUGGGAACAAUUUUGGAGUGGCUGUCCAGGAGAAGGUGUUUGAGCUGAUGACCACCCUUCACACCAAGCUGGAAGGCUUCCACACUCAAAUCUCCAAGUAUUUCUCUGAACGGGGCGAUGCUGUGACCAAAGCAGCCAAGCAGCCCCACGUGGGUGAUUAUCGGCAGCUGGUGCACGAGCUGGAUGAGGCAGAGUACCGAGACAUCCGGUUGAUGGUCAUGGAGAUCCGCAACGCUUAUGCUGUGUUAUAUGACAUCAUCUUGAAGAACUUCGAGAAGCUUAAGAAGCCCAGGGGAGAAACAAAAGGAAUGAUCUAUUGAGAACCUUCUCUCUUUCCGUAAUGGGUCCAGCAGAGACCUUCCUCUUUUACAGAGGACUCCAGACUUUCCCCAACUUCAGCCUGUUGAGGUUUCUCCCUCCCCUUGCCUCCCAGGCACAAUAAAUAGUCAUACUAUUGUCCUUCAA